AUGAUUCACCCCGGUGGUGGUCGCAACGACAUCCCAGAGCGCUUGAAGCGUCAGUUCUGCUGCUUCAACUGCACUCUCCCUAGUGACAACUCCAUCGAUCACAUCUUCAGCACAAUUGGUCUUGGCCACUACUGUCCAGAGCGCGGUUUCCCCGCAGAGGUGACGGAGGCAGUACGCAAGAUGGUGCCCGUCAUUCGUAGGGUCUGGCAGCAGACCAAGGUCAAAAUGCUGCCCACCCCUGCCAAGUUUCACUACAUUUUUAAUCUGCGUGAUCUUAGUCGAAUAUGGCAAGGCAUCAUCUACGGAAUAAGCGAGGUCUUUCAGUCCGAAGGACUGGUUAUGAAGGUGUGCAAACACGAGAUGACCAGAGUUAUAGCUGAUCGGUUUGUGAACUUCGACGACUUAGGGUGGUUCGAGAAGAACUUCAAUCGUACUCUGGUGGAUAUGCUGGAUGAAAGUGCGGUUGAAAAUGUUACUGACGAGGUUUACUUUGUGGACUUUAUGCGUGAUGCCCCAGAAAUCACGGGAGAAGAGGCCGAAGAUGCCGAUUUGUCAGCCCCGAAGAUUUAUGAACCGAUCUUUGACCUAGAAGUGCUGAGGGCCCGGCUUGUGAUGUAUCGUGACCAAAGGAAUGAGAAUGUGCGCGGUGCGCCGCUGGACAUUGUUUUCUUCAAGGAUGCUAUGCUCCAUUUGGUAAAAAUCUCCAGAGUGAUUCGCACACCGCGUGGUCACUGCCUCCUCGUUGGUGUCGGUGGUUCGGGCAAACGUUCUGUUACCAAGCUGGCUUCCUACAUUGCGGACUAUGACACCUUCAACAUUGUGUUGACCAGGUCAGCUUGCUUCCCUAGUCUGUCCCCCUCCUCCUCCUCCUCCUCCUCCUCUGAAACCAUG
Molecule: messenger RNA, 891 nt
Organism: Dibothriocephalus latus
Lineage: Eukaryota; Metazoa; Platyhelminthes; Cestoda; Diphyllobothriidea; Diphyllobothriidae
Source: the annotation of a GenBank genome assembly